Molecule: messenger RNA, 1672 nt
Organism: Nicotiana attenuata
Lineage: Eukaryota; Viridiplantae; Streptophyta; Magnoliopsida; Solanales; Solanaceae
Exons: 11
Coding region: 1-1548 (515 amino acids)
Biological process (GO): DNA repair; DNA recombination; DNA replication
Cellular component (GO): nucleus
Molecular function (GO): DNA binding
Source: RefSeq, a predicted model, not a curated record
AUGGCCGCUAACAAUGAUUUCAUCAAGGAUAUAACUAUUUCAAAGAUGCAAUGGAAGUUGAAAGUUCGCGUUGUCCGUAUGUGGGAAAAACCGGAUCGUUUUAAUCCCGGCUCUAUAUUCUCCAUUGAAUUGGUUCUACAAGAUGAAAAGGGUGAUCGUAUACAUGCUUCUAUUGGGAAGUCUGUUCUGCAUAUUUUCAACAAAAAAAUUAAUGAGCUUGGAUUGUAUCUUAUGGCGAACUUUAUCGUCUGCCAAAACAAGGAGAGGUUCAACACCACAAAACAUAGAUUGAUGCUGACUUUUACUCAACGUACAACAGUGGCUGAAACAAUUGAUCCACUUUUUUCGAUGAAUAUCUUUGAUCUGCGACCAUAUCAUCAAUUGAUAAAUAAAGUUGAUGUCAACCAGAGUGAAUUAUUUGAUGUUAUCGGAGAGAUUGUCAAUUUUAGUGAGGUGCAAUCGCAAAAACAAGGUGAAAUUACUAGGAAGUAUAUGGAUAUCGAACUAGAAGAUGAUGAGAGGAACAAGUUAUCAGCUACAUUCUGGGGUGAAUUUGUUGAUCAAGUUAUACCUCACCUUUUAAGUUCUAACAACCAGCCUAUUAUUGUUGUUAUGCAGCUCAUAAAAGCCCAUAAAUUUCAAGAUUCAUAUUCUGUGCGCAACACUUGGAAUACAUCAAAGUUGUGGAUUAAUCCUAUUUUUCCUCAAUCCGAAGAGUUUAAAACCCGAUUACUUUCUGUUCGAGAUAGUUGCUCUGAGAGGCUUACUCAAACCAUCUCUCGACAAAGUUUCUCUGUUUCGGAUGAGUUACAGAAGGGCAUUGUUGAAGUUAAAACAAUUGCCCAAUUAGUCCAGUCCAUGCAAGAAGGUCCCUGUUGGAUUGUCGCAAGUAUAGAAAAUUUAGAACUUGAAAAAGGAUGGUCUUAUGUCAGUUGCAAGAAGUGCCAAAAAAAGGUGGAUAAACUGGGAAACAUUUAUCAAUGCCCAAACCUCAAAUGCAAAAAUGAAGAUUACUCAGCAGUAAUUAGGUACAAGCUUCAGGUUAGGGUAAUGGAUACUACUGGAUCUGUUUCCCUAUUGCUCUGGGACCACGAAGCCAUGUUUCUCAUAGGCAAAUCCGCAAAAGAAUUGAAGGAAGGAUUUCUUGAGAAUACUGGAGGUGUUGAUAGGUAUCCCUAUCCAAUAGAGCUGAACAAUGUUCUCCAGAGAAAAUUCAUGUUUAAGGUUAUUGUCAAGAGUGACAACAUUCAACUGCAAAAGGAAAUUUAUAGUGUUGUGAAGCUUACGGACGAGGAGCAACUGAUAAAGAAAUAUAGUCCUGAUACACCUACAAAUGACUUACCUGACCCUGACUUCAAUAAUAACCAAGUCUUUGAUGGAGAGAAGGAAUGCGAGGAUUCUACAGAAGAUAAUGAGUUAAUCGAUAUUGCACAUACACCUGCCAAGCUAAGUUUACCUAAUGCCGCAACAGUGGUUGAAGAAGAUCCUAAUACACAGUUGUCAGGAAAUAAAAUCAAAAGACCAUUUAAGAAGAAGAAAACAGCAUAAGGUGUUUGUGAAUGUAACACUUGGAGAAAGCAAGAACUAUAUCAUUAGUCUUAUUAGUAGUUUUAUUACUUAUGAAAAAUGUAUUUUAAUCAUUUCAACCUAUUUAUGCUGUUUUACUUUUAUG